This is a messenger RNA of Quercus lobata, 4003 nucleotides long. Its product is annotated as receptor kinase-like protein Xa21. Gene Ontology annotation, molecular function: ATP binding; protein binding; protein kinase activity. The coding region runs from base 407 to 3781 and encodes 1124 amino acids. The record is from RefSeq and is a predicted model, not a curated record. Gene Ontology annotation, biological process: protein phosphorylation. The transcript is spliced from 2 exons. Lineage: Eukaryota; Viridiplantae; Streptophyta; Magnoliopsida; Fagales; Fagaceae.
GCCCUCCCUUCCCUUUCUCUCUCUCUACGCUACUGGAUCAGGAGAAUAUUUUUCUCACCAAAACCGUGAGUUUUGGUUUUUUCUGACUGUUUAUAUAGGUAGUAGAUAAGUGUCAAAAUCUUCAAUUCAAUUUGGGUCUUGAAAUUAGACUAGCAGACCAUCAUCAUAAUAACGAACUUUCCUUCAAAAUCAGAGUGAACAAUAAGUCUAAAUUUAUUUGGAUUUUAACAAGUGCAAUUUUAGUGGUCAAGCUCUGAGAUUCCAUGUUUCUGAUACCUUCUAAUCUUCUAUGUCAUCACCUCCCUAUAAGUCCACAAUUACUUGGCCAUUAUUCAUUGCCAUAAACAUAUACUGUUGAAGUCUCGUGUGAUAGCCCUCUGAUACUCCGAACUCCAAAGAGCCUUCUAUGUCUCCCUUCACACUCAUGAUGCUAAUUAAAAGGCGAUCCAUUCUCCUGCUCCUGGCUUUUCUGUUAGUGCAGCCAUGUAUACUUCACUCAUCCCACUCUUCCAACAACUUUACAGAUCAAUCAGCUCUCAUUGCCUUCAAAUCUGAAAUCAGUUUUCUUCCCAAUGAUACAGUCUUCUCUGCUGGUAACUGGUCCACAACAACAAACUUCUGUGACUGGUUUGGGGUCUCUUGCAGCCGACGCAGACAAAGAGUCACAGCCUUGAACCUUUCCUAUGUGGGUCUACAAGGCACCAUUUCCCCUCAUAUUGGCAACCUCUCCUUCCUAGUCUCACUUGAUCUUGGAAACAACAGCUUCUCUGGUUUUCUGCCACAUGAGAUUGGUAAUCUACACCGCUUGAGGGAACUUUGGCUGCCAAACAACUUAUUGGAAGGUAAUAUUCCUCCAACUCUACAUAAUUGCCAGAAGCUUGAACUUUUAUCUCUUUAUGGAAACAAUUUAAAUGGUAGCAUACCUAAAGAUUUAGGCAUGUUACCAAGGCUUAGCCAGAUAAAUCUUAGUACAAACCGUCUUAUGGGUACAAUACCAUCGUCCCUCAGCAAUUUGUCGUCAUUUAAGGUAUUGUAUUUGUACUCCAAUAGCCUCACUGGUGCAUUUCCUCUUGUCAUCUUUAACUUAUCUUCUCUAGAGAAAAUUGAUAUUACAGAAAAUAAUCUCUCAGGAACCCUUCCAAUGGAUCUUUGUAGCCGUUGUCCUAAUCUUCAAGAACUGUAUAUUUCCUUGAACAUAUUCAGUGGUAAGCUCCCUUCACAGUUUAAUAACUGCAGAGAGCUUUUAGACUUAUCUCUAGCAUACAAUAUGUUUGAUGGAAGUAUUUCAAAAGGUUUUGGGAGUUUAAAAAGGCUUGAAAGCCUCUAUCUUGGAAAUAACUACUUAAUUGGAAAUAUUCCUCCUAUAUUAAGCAAUUUAUCGAUGUUACAAUUGUUUUUUGCUCAAGAAAACCACAUUAAAGGAAACAUUCCAAGUGACUUCUGGCGUCUCCAAAAUCUGAAUAUAUUGGUUGUUGAGAACAAUAAUCUCACUGGGACAAUAUCCGAAAAUGUUUUCAACAUUACCUCUCUACAAGAGCUCAGCUUGGCGGGCAAUUCCUUGUCUGGAAUUAAUCUUUCAUUAGCUACUAAGAUCUCUUGCCCUUAUCUUUCAACGUUGUAUCUUGGUAGCAACAAAAUUAGCGGUCGUAUCCCAUCAUAUCUUUCAAAUUUUUCUGACCUCCGCGAUGUAGAUUUUUCUGAAAAUAUACUCUCUGGGCCUAUACCAAGAAGUCUUGGAAACUUAAAAUAUCUCAUUUACCUUUUUCUGGAUGAGAAUCAACUAACAGGGGAGCCUGGGCAUCAAGAGAAUAGUUUCCUUACAUCUUUAACCAGUUGCACAUCUUUAAAGAUGCUAAGUAUAUCCCUCAAUCCCUUGAAUAUUACAAUUCCGGAAACCAUUGGAAAUUUUUCGGGUUCGCUUAAAACCAUUUAUGCAAGGAAAAGCCAAAUACGGGGUCAAAUUCCAAUGGGAAUUGGUUCCUUGAAAAAUUUGACCUGGCUUGAUUUGAGCUAUAACAAAUUGUCUGGAAAUUUGCCGUCAACAUUAGGGGGAUUAGAGGAAUUGCAAAGAUUGCAUCUUAGAGACAAUAAUAUUGGAGGAAACAUUCCAGAAGAGCUUUGUCAGCUAAUCAAGCUGGGAGAAUUAUUUCUCUCAAAUAACAAAAUUUCUGGAUCCAUCCCAAAUUGCAUUGGAAACCUCAGUUUUUUGCAGAGAUUAAACUUGAGUUAUAACAAACUGACAUCAUCAAUCCCAUUGAAUGUGUGGAAUCUUGAAAAUAUGUUGUUCUUGGAUUUAUCAUCAAAUUCCCUCAGCGGAUCUUUGUCUCCAAACAUGAGAACACUCAAAGUUAUUGAGUACGUGAAUUUAUCUCAUAACCAAAUUACUGGAAAUGUUCCAAGUAUCAUUGGUGCUUUUGAAAGCUUGGACAAUCUUGAUUUGUCAAAGAACUCAUUUCAAGGACAAAUUCCAGAUUCUUUUGGGCAAUUGAAAGGAUUGAAUCGGCUGAACCUUUCUAACAAUAAUCUCUCUGGUGCAAUUCCUAAGUCUCUUGAGGUACUUCAGCUUCUCAAGCAUUUGAAUUUGUCAUUCAAUAAGUUAUCGGGAGAGAUUCCAUUUGGUGGACCUUUUGCAAACUUCAAGGCAGAAUCAUUUUUAGGUAAUGAAGCACUUUGUGGGAAUUCAAUUUUUGGAGUUCCACCUUGCACAAGUCCUAGUUCUAAAGAAGCAAGGGUGAAACAACUUUUGCUCAGAUAUAUUGUUCCCAGCAUUGCAUCAAUUAUAAUCUUUGCAACACUGAUCAUUAUGCUAAGAAGACAUCCACAAUAUAACAUGCAAAUUCCAAGUUCACUUUUCACAUUACCUACAAUGGAUCACAGAAUGAUAUCAUAUCAUGAACUUUGUCGCGAGACAAAUAACUUUUGUGAAAGCAACUUGCUUGGAAUCGGAGGGUUUGGUGUUGUGUACAAAGGGAUACUGUCUGAUGGGACUAUUGUUGCAGUCAAAGUUCUAAAACUGCAUUUAGAGGGUACUUUUAAAAGUUUUGAUGCUGAAUGCAAGUUGUUAAGGGCAUUCCGACAUAGGAAUCUUGUUAAAGUCAUUAGUGUAUGCUCUAGUCUCGAGUUUAAAGCUUUAGUGUUGCAGUACAUGUCAAAUUAUAGCCUUGAAAAGUGGUUAUACUCUCACAACUACUACUUGAAUCUUGUUCAAAGAGUAGGCAUUAUGGUUGAUGUUGCAUCGGCACUAGAUUAUCUCCACAAUGGCCAAUUAGAAUGCGUGGUGCAUUGUGAUUUGAAGCCUAGCAAUAUUCUUUUGGACGAGGACAUGGUUGCACAUGUUGGGGACUUUGGCAUUGCAAAGAUUUUAGCUGAAAACAAGGACGCAACCCAAACCAAAACCAUUGGUACAAUUGGCUACAUCGCACCAGAGUAUGGUUCUGAAGGGAGAGUAUCCACCAAAGGUGACAUUUAUAGCUAUGGGAUAAUAUUGUUGGAGAUGAUCACAAGAAAGAAACCAACCGAUGAAAUGUUUGUUGGAGAACUAAGUAUGAGGCAAUGGAUUGCAUCAAUUCCUGACAAAAUGAAAGUCAUGGACGAUGGUUUGCUUAGGAUAGAAGAUGAAAGAGAUGCGACUGUCAUGCAAACUAUCCUUUCGUCUAUCUUGGAAUUAGGCUUGAGGUGUUCUGAAGAAUUACCAGAUGAAAGACUUGACAUCAAGGAUGUGGUGGCCAAGGUUAACAAAAUCAAAUUGGCACUACUUGGAAACAGAAAUAGGGGUGUUUGAUAUUUGCGCUAUUGCUCAAGUUUCUUAUGCGUGCACAUGUAAAGUCCUUGUUAAAGCUUGCUUUCCUUUCCUUUUCCUUUUUUUUCAAGGUGUAAUUUUGUGACCCUAGUUUGGUAUGUCCUUUAAUUUUAUAAGCUUUAUAAGUAGUAUGUCACUACUCACUUGGGACCAAAAUCAAUCAAAAUUAUCCAAGUUAUUAAUAUUUGAAGUUAAUAACCAAGA